This is a messenger RNA of Humulus lupulus (European hop), 465 nucleotides long. RefSeq lists its product as uncharacterized. The transcript has 2 exons. Lineage: Eukaryota; Viridiplantae; Streptophyta; Magnoliopsida; Rosales; Cannabaceae. The record is from RefSeq and is a predicted model, not a curated record. The coding region runs from base 1 to 465 and encodes 154 amino acids.
AUGAAGACAUAUCGUAGACAACUUACAGAACCAGAUAUCAGCAUUACGAAUGAUAUACUUGUGUAUUCUAAGACAGAGGAUGAUCAUGAGGAACACCUACAUUUGACUUUGCAACAAUUGAGAGAACAUCAUUUGUAUGAGAAGUAUAAGAAGUGUGAGUUUUGGUUGUCUGAGGUUGCAUUUUUGGGACACAUUGUCACUAAUGGGGGAAUCAAGAUUGAUCCUGCUAAGGUUGUCGCAGUGAAGGAGUGGCCAAGACCAAAGAAAGCCUUUAAGGUCAGAAGUUUUCUAGGUUUAGCAGGUUAUUACAGGAGAUUUGUGGAAGGGUUCUUGAAGAUAGCUACACCGUUGACGGAACUCACGAGAAAGAAUAUAAAGCACCUGGUCAAACAAGUGUUAGCAAAGCUUCCAAGAAUUGAAGAGGUGACUCAUAUCAGCAUCACUACUCAGCUUACCAGUGGAUGA